This is a messenger RNA of Centrocercus urophasianus (Greater sage-grouse), 8856 nucleotides long. RefSeq names its product YY1 associated factor 2 (gene YAF2). Gene Ontology annotation, biological process: positive regulation of DNA-templated transcription. The transcript is spliced from 4 exons. Gene Ontology annotation, molecular function: transcription coregulator activity; DNA binding. Gene Ontology annotation, cellular component: nucleus. Lineage: Eukaryota; Metazoa; Chordata; Aves; Galliformes; Phasianidae. The record is from RefSeq and is a predicted model, not a curated record. The coding region runs from base 155 to 697 and encodes 180 amino acids.
CGGCGGCAGGAGUUUCCCCGACAGCUGGAGGUUGCGGCGGUGGCUCCUCCUCCGCGGGUCCCCGUUAGAGGCGAGAGACCCCCGCGCUCCUCCUUAUUGACAAAUACACAAAGGGCCGCGCCGGGGCCGGGCCGGGGACGCGUCUGGAGGCGGCAUGGGAGACAAGAAGAGCCCGACCAGGCCGAAGCGGCAGCCGAAACCCUCCUCGGACGAGGGCUACUGGGACUGCAGCGUCUGCACCUUCCGCAACAGCGCCGAGGCCUUCAAGUGCAUGAUGUGCGACGUGAGGAAGGGCACCUCCACACGGAAACCUCGACCCGUCUCUCAGCUGGUUGCACAGCAGGUUCCUCAGCAAUUCGUGCCCCCUACACAGUCAAAGAAAGAGAAAAAAGACAAAGUAGAAAAGGACAAAAGUGAAAAGGAAACAACUAGCAAAAAGAACAGUCAUAAGAAAACCAGGCCACGAUUGAAAAAUGUGGAUCGAAGUAGUGCUCAGCAUUUGGAAGUUACCGUUGGAGAUCUGACGGUCAUAAUUACAGACUUUAAGGAGAAAACUAAGUCACCACCUGCUUCCAGUGCUGCUUCUGCAGAUCAACACAGUCAGAGCGGCUCUAGCUCUGAUAACACAGAGAGGGGAAUGUCCAGGUCAUCUUCACCCAGAGGAGAAGCGUCGUCACUGAACGGGGAAUCUCAUUAAAGUUUAUUUCCUCCAGUUUCUUUAGUCUCUUCUCUUUACAACAUGCAAAUACGUAACUUCUGCCACCUGUUGCCACAUUUUCAUGACAGAUUAUCCAUGCACAAUUGGUAUGUUUACUGAAACAUAAUUUAUGCAGUUUAGAAAGAAGAAAAAAAAUGCAGUGGUAGAAAUAAUUUAAAUGCAAUCUAAAAAUGCUUACGAAGCAUUUUCAGACCAACUGUUUAAUCUUUGUGUGUAAAGGUGCCAUGAAAAUGUGGUUUGAAUGUUCAUACACAGUGUUACUGGUAAGUCCAUCUUCACUUUUAGUUUAGUGAAUUCUAACAACUCUUGGAGUCUCUACUAUUGGCAUGUACUGAAUUUAAAUUUUUAUAACAUAGUUCAAGCUGCCUAAAUAUGUAUUAUCUGAAAAUUGUGAAACAUAGUUAUAUGUAUGCAAGUCAAAGAUCAACUUAAUCAACUAUUGCUGCAACAGAAUUUUCGUAAUAAUUAUCUUAAAAACACCUGCUGGUACUUGGUGUGGUUAAAUAGGAAAAUGUUAUUAAAUAAAACAUUUGUAUGAAUUUUUGCCAAUGUUUGACACAUUUUACUAGAUUACUGUUAAUGAAUUAUGUUAAUGGUUUUACCAAUAUUUUUUCACACUUAAAACACUUAUUGAAAUGUUUACAAGCAAAUACAAAAAAAAAAAAAAAAGUAAAUCCAUUCUAGACAUCAAUUGGUUAACUCUACAAUUCAGGAAAACUCACUGUCACUAUACACUGGUAUUCUACGUUUAACCUCACAUGACAGCAUUUGGCAAAACUAACAUUGGGAAACACAGAAGUUUGGUAAAGCUUUAAAAAUUACUGAAGUACAGUUUUUGUUUCUGCUUAGUGCUGUUCCCUUGCCCCAGAUUUACUUAGUGUCAUAUAAUUGGUUACCAUUUCAUUACAGAAAUACCAGAUGUUGCACAAGAAUGAGGAAAUAACAAUACUAUUACUAUUUUUUUUUUAAUUUUGGAUCAACCUCUUUUUAUUUUGAUUUGGCCUAUUAGAAAAUAUUAUGUCAUAAAUGAUGUGUAAAAACCCCACAGUAUCCUACUUUAUGGCAUAAACUGUCAAUAUUUUAUGCACUUAGCAAUAUACUGAUACAGAGCAGAACUAUUUACAGUCCCAUCUGGUAUUAUGUAAAAUUACCAAUAAAAUAUUUUUGUGAAUACAGAUUUUUGCAUUUUUGUUUACAGCCAAUAAGUGUUUUGAUAUACACACAUCCAAUCCAUGUAUAGAUUGAAAUUAUAUAUUUGGUUGAGUACAAAAGUCCAUUUAGCUCCUUUCAGUGAGAUGGUCCACUUACACUCCUGUGAUUCUUUUACUUUCUUUUCUUUUCUUUUCUUUCCUUUUUUUUUUUUUUUUUUUUUUUGCAUUCAAAAUGCAUAAGUUUAAGCCAAUGUAAAAGUUGAAUGGACCUUUUUGGUAGUGAAUCCUAAAUUAUUCCCAACAUGUGGUACAUCUUCAUAACAGCUAAAAGAAUGGAUUUUUGUAGCCCCUGACAAUUGUGAUGUUUGGUGGUUUCUUGUAGUAAUGUAUUUUUCUGUUUUUAAUGCAGUACUUCUACAGGCACAAUAGUACUGUUCUAUUUUGUAAGAUGCUAGUUGUGAAAUACAGUUAGUUGCAUAAAAUGAAAGUCUGAUGUGAUAUCUGAGAACAUACAUACCUCAUUCCUUGGUGUUGCUAUUUAAACUUUUUAGACAUCAAAUGUUAAUUAUAGGCUAUUUCAGGUAGAUGACUACUGACCUGUUUAUUAUGUAUUCUGCUUUAUCUUACUAAAUAGGAUGUCUGUUCAUUGCAGUUACUUGGCCAAAUCUUAGUAUCUGUAAAAAAAAAAAAAAAAAAAAAAAAAAAAAAAAAAAAAAAAAAAAAAAAAAAAAAUGAAGGAAAAAAAAAAAGCAUUUCAAGAUUCUUAAAUGUUUUUGGGGCUGGGCUGUUGUUCUGAAUAACAUAUACUAGUUUUUAGGAAAAAAAAAUACAUGCUUCUCAAAUUUAUUUUUUUAUGUUUUAUUUUUAGGUGGGAGUAUACUGGUGUAAUGGAUUACAAGAGAGCUGAAACUGUUUAAGCAGUGUAAUGGUAGAAUCACAUAGCAAGAUGUGUCAUGAAAUGUGUUUCUAGUUUAAAUUGUAAUGAAUGCUAACACAUUUCAGUAUUCCUUGCAAACUAAUAAUAAUCUAUUACCAGUAGUUCACUAAGUGGGAUAUUUAUUUUCAUUUAACAUUAUGUGAAUAGACCACCCAGCACUACCAACAAGGGGUCUCUUUGUAUCUUCAGAAAUAAGUAGCCAUUUGGUUUGGAAGUAAGGGAGGAUGGAGGGGACUUCAGUACGUUUCAACUGUCUCUAGAGAAUAAUCUCAUGAAUGUGGUACAAGUAUAGUUAUAGUCAAAAAGAAUGCAGAAAAGUCUUAUGGAAAUUGCUGUUCUUUAUGGAAUAAGAACAGAAAAGCAAUUUCUGACUACAGAUAUAACAGAUAAAAGGCAGGACAGCUAGGAUCUAAAAUUUGAGCUGUGGUGGUUCUAACUGAAAUACUGUAUAGCCAGUGUUUACGUUGGCAAAGAUACCUGCUUUGGCAUUAAACAAAGUUAAGAUAAUUUUUGUCUGUUUGUGAUUAAAGGGAUGUGACAAUACUGACAGCACAGUAGACAAAAUUCUAAGUAGAAUAUGGCAAUUUGUUCAUAAUGUUCUAAUUUAAAUGAACUUCAUAAUUUCUAAGUAAUUUUGACUUGCAGUAAUCCUAAGAUUUUUUUUAAGUGUAAAUAUAUUUAAAAGCAUCUUUACUCCAUUUAUGAAAAGUGAAAAUUUAAUGUUGUAAUGUAUUUUGAUUAGCUAUUUUACUCUGUGACUGUUCUCUCCAUAAGAAUUGUUGUUUGUAAAACUCUGUAUAUGCACCAGUCUUCAACAGCCAUACAUUCUGGGUUGCUUAUGAGGUGAUGAUGCAACAAAGGCGAGGGUGAUAAUAUUCCAUGUAAAUGAGUUCCUUUAUGUGCUGAUUGUCUGGCUUCAGUAAGGAAAAGGGGAAGGAAAUGGGGGAAAAUGGCCUAUAAUUAAUUCACUGCUAAAGUGUAUAACAAUUUGGUCCUUUAUCUUCCUAACUUUACCGCUAACUGUAGGUGGUGUAAGGAAAAGAUCCACUGUUAGUAGACAGAUCAUUUCUUCUCAAGUUAUGUUUGCAUCUCGGAAAGGAACAAAACUUGUUCUGCUUAGUUAGCAGGUUCAAGUAUGCUGUAUGAAGUCUUGAUUCUAACAGCAGUUAAAACAAAACUAAACAAAGAGAACCCUUCACCUCUCAAAGAUUCUCAGUAUUAAGUCUCUAAAUUAAGCCUGAAGUUUUAAAUUGAAGUUUAAAACUGUUUAAAGCUUCUCCAUAUAUUUCCUGUUUUGUAGCAGAUUGCAAAAUCUCAAAAAAUGUUUGGGGGUUAUAAUCCGUUCACUUCUUAAAAUACGAUGGAUAGGAUAUUUUUCAGUAGCCAUGUAAGACAAUACUUUUUAUGAUUUGUUUCCACAAGUUCUUUACAGUGGUCAGGCAAGUCUUCUCGACUAGAUAUGCAUAUGGCUCUGCAUCUUACGUUCUCUGGUUUUUCUCUCUCCUGUCUCAAAGGCACGAUGGUUUUGAGUUGCUGAUUGACUACUGCUUUGUUACACAGGAGGAAUUUGGCACUGAAUUGUCUAUUGUGUUCUUCCAUGUACAUCCAGCAUACUUUAACCAUAUCUGCAUCUUUCUCUCUGUCACAUGCCUUUAGUUGACUCUGCUGUCAUUAGGGAGUCUUCCCUUCAGAUAUCAGAAACCAUGUGGAAAGGGAAGUGCAGAGAGUUUCUUCUCCAGCAGCAGCAAGCACUAUACUCAUAAGCUUGUCCUGUGCUAACUCAGGAAUAAGAUAGAUAAGGUAGAAAGUGAAUGCUGUUGUUGGUGGUGGACCACUCGAGCAUAUUUUGCAAAAACAUUCUUCUGUUUUAAUGUUAAGAUUUGGUUGUGCUGGAAAUAGCAUUUGAGCUUUCAAAGGUUUUUCUUGACUGAAUUAUGCCCCCAACUUAUGACAGUGUUAGCUUCAAGGAGUAUAACCUCAUAAAUGGGCAAAACCUGUACCAUAAAAUCAGUCGAAUUGAGGAGAGCUUUGAUGAUUUUCUUUAGUACUGCCAAAAUUCUAACCAGGAGAUGGAGAUUUGAGAGAUUUUUCUGACACAGAUACUGAAUUUAGUUUGGUGUUUAAAAAAAAAUUAAAUAAAUAAAAAUUAAAAAAUCAUGCUUUCAUACGAAUUUACAGGAUUUAACUAUUAAAAUAAAAAUGUACAAGUUAAUCACAUAUCAGUACUUCACAGAAAUUAUUGUAACUUCCUGUCUAGAUGGAAAUGAAUGGAGUAAAUGGUGCAGCAGCAAAGAAUGGCUAGCAAAUGGUACUAUCCAACAGAAAGUGACUUGCCUUAGACUUUGUGCAGGAAGAUUGUGUUGUGUCUGUGGACAAAGCCUAGGAGCCCAUGUAUGCCCCUCGUUGCCGUUGGUUUCGAACAGUGAAAGAAAAUGCAUCCAACAAAAUAAAUUAGCUGCACAUCCUAGAGUCUUAUUUAUGCAGGAACUGUGUACAGUUGCUGUUUGAUCAUAUAGGUGAAAAAUACCUCCCUUGUAUAAUACUUGGAAUUGAAUUCCUUGGAAGUUGAUUUCCAUCCUAAUCUUGCCCCUUUUAUUAUGGGAAAUAAAUGAGUGUCAUCCAAAAUAACUUGUUCUGUCCACUAACACAGGGAAUUGUUAAGAGUAGACAGUUUAAUGUGCACAAGAAGUUUUAGCUUUACUUUUAAGGAAUUCAGUGUGAAAGAUGAACAUCAAAAGCUCCAUAGCUCAAAUUAGUAUUCAUAAGUGUAGUGUAGUCACAACUGAUUGCUGUGACAUUUUGUGUUUGUAAAAGGCAAAAUGAUAAUCUAACCUAAUCACUCCUUUUUCCCCUAUGUUUGAAAAGAAAAUGACCAUCAGAGAUGAUACUUUUCUGAUAACACAAAUUUAAAGAAUUUUUCCAAGAUCCUGUUUGUUUUUUUUUUUUCUUUCCUUUUUUUUGGAGGGGAGUAUGGUAUAUCUUGAUGGAGAUAGGAAUUUCCAAGCAAGAAAUCCUUCAGUAAUGUGUUUUCAGGAUCUGGCCCAGGUGGAAAAGAUACAUCUUUGCUUACACCAUUCUCUGUUUAUAAAUACUGAUAGUCAAAGUAGCCAAAGUGCUUGCAAAGUGAACAAGUUCCCUUAACGUUAAAAUCUUCAUUGUUGCUUGAGGCCAACUGAUCUCUAAUUUGCAGAGGACAUAUGAGAAGAUAACUAAGGAAAAGAGCACGCUGAUCUGUUUUUGCAUAACCUGCUAACUGUGUGUCGUAAUGUACCUUGUGUGAAGAAGCAAAAGUGUACUUGAACAGAAAGUAUGUAAGCAGCACUGAUGGGAUCUGGCUCUCUAUGCCCUUCUCAAAUGCACCAGUCUACUAGCUGCAAAUUCUGCUGGUUCAGAGGUAGGCAUGGGUGCUUGAUUGGUCACUAAAGCAUCAGUUAGUUAAGCCAAAUCAGUGAUCAGGCCAAGAUUCUACUUUCUGAACAUCCACUUUGGGACUGCAGAUAUCUAAAUUGUAAUUGAUCCGCAAUCGAUACACAACUGCCAUCCCUGAGCAUGAAAUAGUCUGUGCCUAGCUGAUGCUUCUUUGCAGAGAAUAAAUCAGAAUGCUUCAAUGUGAAGCCCAGUUCUCUUACUGUAACAGCCUUCAGCUGUGAAUUAAUCUAACCAAGGAAAAUCUCUUGAGAUUACAUGUGUUUGUCUUACCUCUGAAGGGAAUGCAGAAUUCUGAUUCUUUCUGUCUUUAUUUUUAUUGAGGUACAUCUACAGGGUAACUGGAUGCAGUGAUUUUGAAAUAAUUUAAUACAUGACAUUUCUAAAUAGGAAAUGUACUGCUGUUCACAGUUUUUCAGCUGUAUCUUGGUUUCUGUAAGACUGUCAGUGCUAUGUGGAGCUUGGAGACCAUCUAUCAGUACUGUCAGUCAUCCAUGUCUCUACAUUAUUGACUUAGUGAAGAUAUUCUUUCCGAACAAACUUAGUCUAAUCCUGUAGCAUUCAAGCAUUCCGGUGGAGGUAGCUGGCUUUCUGGGAUGCCAAUACUGGUCUUCAUACCUAUAUUUCUGCAAAGGGUCUGAUUCUGUUGUGGGGCUCCCAAAUGCAGAGGAAUAAGCUAAAUGCUUUCCCACUGAUGGAGGUGUAACGCUGCUAGGUAACUAGAUCUGAAGGUUUUUUUGCAAGGUUUGAGAAAAUACUCUUGAUGCUGGCUGGAGAUAAGGAUUCCUGGAGGAGCACAUGCAGACACUGAGGACUACAUUUCCUACAGAAAUUGAGUAGGCAGCGUCAGUUUCUAAAAUGUAAACAACUUCUAACAAAAAGCUAGAACAAUACAUAGAGAAGCUACUACACAAUGACUUCUUUAGUACAGUGUUUUCUUCUGUGUACAGUAUUGAAGGUAGGGAGUAUCUCACACUUUGUGUGUUUUCUGUAUAGCUCUUUAUACCAUUGACUUUCAGCCAAAAGACAGAUACAGGUUUUUAUGAAUUUCAUGAUCAUAUCUCUCUUGGGUAUAGAUCAUGUAUUGAAAGGGCACUUGUUCUGGUUAAAGAGAACAAAAUAGCUUCCUCGUCUACAUUUAGAUACUGCAGAGUUUUAGAGGGUUUGAUUCCUGGGCUACUAGAAAAGGGAUAACUUUGUGUUGGAAAGGUAGUAAGGAUCCAGACUAGAAUGGAUGUGGCUCCUGAAAAGAAUUUUGUGGCUGGCAGUUCAUAUGGCUGUUUUCAGUGAUUAACCUACACUUUAGCCAGUUAAUCUUGACGUGUUAAUAGGGCACCAUCACAGACAGAUCAAAACUACCAACAACACUGUCGGAUGCUCUUAAAAUUUAUUAAGUGCCUUAUACAGAGCAUCAAAGAGGCUAUGAUUCAAUUGGAACGAAGUUUGUUAAGAGAUCUACUCUCGGAUGGAGUUACAAGUUGUUGGUUGUAACGAAGGUGAUGUUCCUGGUUAUGAAGCUAGAAUCUUAUAUUUUAUUGCUCAUACAAAUACCUAAUAAGAAACAGUCCAGAAAUUUCAGAGGCUUUCAAUUCAUAAAACAUAUGUUCUUUGGAGGAGAUUUUUUUUUUUUCGUUGUAGCCAGCUGUGAUAGCUUGCUUGGAAUAUCACAGAAGUGAAUAAAACUUGAGUACUUCUGGAUGCUUCACACUUCUCAAUUUCCCAAUCAAUAGUAAAACUACCUUUCUUGAGAAGGGGUACAUAAGUUGGUUUUAUUCAUAGGAUUUAUGUUUAUCUUAUAUAGUUUUUAAGGGUUUUAUUGUCAGAAAAAGGGCUUGUUAUUUUGAAAAUAAAAAUCUUACCUGCCAGGUGUCUUCCCCAAGAUGAGUAAGUGCCUUUUCUGUUCUGACUCUUAGAAGUAUUUACGUUGUCAGAUUGAAUCUGAAUGUCCUGGAUAAACCAAGAACUAAGUACCAAGUGUUACCAAUAGUUUGAAAUCCUUUCACUGAAGGAACAAGAGACAGAAUGUAAGCCACUUGAAUUAUUUUGAGACCUGAUGUUAUCAGAAGUUUUAUAACUGCAUAUGAAUAGUAUACUUCUAAGAACAAUAUAACAUUUCAGGAACUUGAUAUUGAUUAGGAAAUAAAUAUUUAUUGAAGUAAGUAUAUUAAAUAAAUAUUUAUUUACCAAUUUAAGUAAGAGAAAAUUUUACACCGUGGGGGCAACAGUCUUGCUGUGAGCAGUCCUAACUACUUAACUGAAAGUAAACUGAGGCCCUGAACUCCGACUGUGAAAGAAUGCAUUUGGUGAGAGAUUGGGACUGCGAACCUUAGGUCUACAUUCUAACAGAGUAAUUCUUCCCACCUAAGUUGUAACCAAUUCUCAAGCAGGAAAGAAGGCGUGAGCAGAUGUCAGUAAGAGGCCCUCUGGUAUUAUUGGUGCUGCUUCCUAUCUCUAGAGGAUUUUUUUUUUUUUAAUCUUUGCUCAGGACUGGUACAGCUGAAAGUAUAUUUUCCCUUCAUUCUUAAGCCUAGAUUUUGAAUGGAGUUUCUCUGAGACACUUUUGUAGUGAAAUCGUAUUCCCUACGAACAUGGAAGACAAAAAUAAACAUCUCUGUAAACAAAAA